Molecule: messenger RNA, 4775 nt
Organism: Andrographis paniculata
Lineage: Eukaryota; Viridiplantae; Streptophyta; Magnoliopsida; Lamiales; Acanthaceae
Product: clustered mitochondria protein-like
Exons: 29
Coding region: 166-4422 (1418 amino acids)
Biological process (GO): organelle organization
Cellular component (GO): cytoplasm
Molecular function (GO): protein binding
Source: RefSeq, a predicted model, not a curated record
CGUCUCUCAGCCACUCUCUCUCUCUCCCUCCAUAAACCCCAGCCAGCCGCCAGACCUUCCCGGAGGCGGAGCGCCGGAGUGGAGACCUGCUGCAAAGCAACCACUAGGAUUGCAAUCAAUAUCAGUUUCCCCAGGUGUAUGGUUUUCUUGAUUUAAGCAGAAAAUAUGGCUGGUAAGUCGGGCAAGGGGAGAUCUCGUAGAGGGUCUCAGCAAAGUGCUGUAAAUUCAACGGAACAGCCUGUUUCUUCUGCUGCUACCUUGAACAACGGCACCAGCAAUGCACAGGAAAAUGGGGACGUGAGCUUGAAUGAUUCAAAUGGUGCGAAGCCAGAGGUGAAUGACCAAAAUAAUGCAACCGAUCAGGUCCUAACUAAACAAGCUGGUAUUCAUCUUUAUCCUGUUUCUGUAAAAACACAAGGAGGGGAAAAGCUUGAGCUACAAUUGAGUCCGGUAGAUUCUGUGCUGGAUGUACGGCAGUUUCUUCUUGAAGCUCCAGAGACAUGUUAUUUUACCUGUUACGAUUUGUUACUUCAUGCAAAAGAUGGUAUUCAUCAUCUUGAAGACUACAAUGAAAUUUCUGAAGUUGCUGAUAUUACUAGCGGGAGCUGCCUUUUGGAGAUGGUUUCAGCAAUAUAUGAUGAUCGAUCCAUCAGGGCUCAUGUACACCGAACUAGAGAGUUGCUUUCUCUUUCAACAUUGCACUCAUCACUGUCUACACUGCUUGCACUACAACAUGAAACAGCGAAAAAUGCUUCUUCUCGGUUAGGAGAUACUGCUAAGCCUGACAUGGCAGAGCUAGAGAGUUUGGGCUUUAUGGAGAACAUUGCUGGCUCACUCUCUAACUUAUUGUCUUCUCCCUCCAAAGACAUUAAGUGUGUCGAAUAUAUUGUAUUCUCUUCAUUCAAUCCUCCUCCAAGCCACAGAAGGCUUUCUGGAGACUUGCUUUAUUUGGAUGUGGCAACGCUGGAAGGAAAUAAAUAUUGUACUACAGGAACAACAAAAGGUUUCUACGUUAACUCAAGCACUGGCAAUGUUCUGGAUCCAAAGCCACAUAAAUCUUCUUUUGAAGCAACAACACUUGUUGGACUCCUCCAGAAAAUAAGCCCAAAGUUCAAGAAAGCUUUUCGUGAAAUUUUGGAGAGUAAGGCCUCUGCGCAUCCAUUUGAAAAUGUCCAAUGUCUGUUGCUACCAAAUACAUGGCUGGGCUUGUAUCCUGUUCCUGAUCACAAACGUGAUGCUUCCCGAGCUGAAAAUGCUCUGACUCUAUCUUUUGGAAGUGAACUUAUUGGUAUGCAAAGAGAUUGGAAUGAAGAGUUGCAAUCUUGUCGGGAGUUUCCACAUGCUUCACAACAAGAAAGGAUCUUGAGAGAUAGAGCUCUUCACAAAGUGACUUCUGACUUUGUUGAUGCUGCGAUGAGUGGCGCCUUAGGAGUUAUAAAUAGAUGUAUACCACCUAUCAAUCCAACUGAUCCAGAGUGUUUUCAUAUGUAUGUUCAUAACAACAUAUUCUUCAGUUUUGCUGUUGAUUCUGAUCUAGAGCAGUUGUCCAGAAAGCAGGGAUCAGAAGAAAACUCUAAAGUCCAAACUAAAGUGUCUACUCAGAAUAAUUCUGAGAAGUUGGAGAAUGGCCAAGAACAAGGAAAUCAUAGAGUUCCUGAUGGGGAUGAAUCAGCUGUUCCAAAUACUGAUAAUAUCAAUGCAAUUGAAGCACGAUCCCCUGACAUGCCUGCAGAGUCACAGUUGUCUGAAAGUGAGCAAGCCACGUAUGCUAGUGCAAAUAAUGACUUGAAAGGCACCAAAGCAUACCAGGAAGCAGAUGUUCCUGGUUUGUACAAUCUAGCUAUGGCUAUCAUAGAUUACAGAGGCCAUCGAGUUGUUGCACAGAGUGUCUUGCCUGGAAUACUUCAAGGUGAUAAAUCUGAUUCGCUCCUAUAUGGUUCUGUUGACAAUGGCAAGAAAAUUUGCUGGAGUGAAGAUUUUCAUUCAAAGCUACUGGAAGCUGCGAAACGUCUUCAUCUGAAGGAGCACACUGUGCUUGAUGGAUCAGGCAAUGCUGUUGUACUAGCUGCACCGGUAGAGUGCAAGGGAAUUGUUGGUAGUGAUGAUAGGCAUUACCUUUUGGAUUUGAUGAGAGCCACUCCGCGUGAUGCAAACUAUACUGGACCAGGUUCCAGAUUUUGCAUUUUGAGACCGGAAUUAAUAUCUAGCUUCUGUCAUGCUGAAGCAGGUAAGGGUUCAGAAAAGGCAUCUCAUUUAAAGCUGGUGCAUCCUGUUUCUGAUUCUUUGAAUCCAAGUAGCACUGAAGAAGUGGUGAAACCUGAGGAUAAUGCAGCAUCUGCAACAAGUGAAACACAGGAUGUUGAAAAGGAUGAAAAGCAAAAGCUUCAAGAUCUCUCACACUCUAGGAGUGAAGAUGAAAGCAAAGAGAUACUCUUCAACCCCAAUGUGUUUACUGAAUUUAAGCUUGCUGGUGAUCCAGAGGAAAUUGCGUCGGAUGAGGAAAAUGUCCAAAAAGCAAGCCUGUAUCUUAAAGAUGUUGUGUUGCCAAAGUUCAUACAAGAUCUUUGCAUCCUUGAAGUUUCACCUAUGGAUGGACAAACAUUAACUGAAGCACUCCAUGCCCAUGGCAUUAAUGUUCGUUAUAUUGGAAAGAUAGCUGAUGGGAUAAAACAUAUGCCUCACUUAUGGGAUCUUUGUACGAAUGAAAUUGUUGUCAGAUCUGUUAAACACAUUGUUAAGGACAUACUAAGAGAUGCAGAGGAUCAUGAUCUUGCCCAUGCAGUUUCUCAUUUUUUCAACUCUUUGUUGGGAAAAGUUCACUCUGUUUCUUCAAAGGGUGUUGGGAACAUCUCACACUCAAAAUCCCAGAAAAAGGCACAUUCAGGAAGUCAUAGCCCCGGGAAACCCUCAAAAGGACAAGCUAAGUCACCCAUUGGAGGAUAUACAAAGAAGAAACAGUCCUUGUAUUUGAAUAUCACCUCUGAUAGUUUAUGGGCCGAUAUUCAAGAAUUUGCCAAACUCAAAUACCAGUUUGAAUUACCUGAAGAUUCAAGGCAGCGGGUUAAAAAAAUCUCAGUUGUACGAAAUCUUUGUCAAAAGGUUGGAAUCACCAUUGCCGCUCGCAAAUAUGAUUUUGAUGCUUCGUCACCUUUCCAAGCUUCAGAUAUAUUAAAUAUUCAGCCAGUCGUGAAACAUGCAAUCCCAGUUUGUUCAGAAGCCAAGGAUCUGAUUGAAACUGGAAAAAUUCAAUUGGCAGAGGGAGAUCUCCCGGAAGCUUUCACUUUGUUUUCUCAAGCUUUCACCCUUCUCCAGCAAGUCACUGGUCCAAUGCAUCGUGAGGUUGCAAAUUGUUGCCGCUACUUGGCUAUGGUUGCAUAUCAUGCCGGAGAUAUGGCUGGAGCCAUAAUUCAACAGCACAAGGAACUAAUUAUAAAUGAACGUUGCCUUGGACUGGAUCAUCCCGACACUGCUCACAGCUAUGGGAAUAUGGCUUUGUUCUAUCAUGGCCUUAAGCAGACAGAGCUGGCAUUACGUCAUAUGUCACGAGCAUUGCUUCUUUUAGGUUUAUCCUCCGGCACAGAUCACCCUGAUGUUGCUGCUACUUUCAUAAAUGUUGCUAUGAUGUAUCACGACUUUGGCAAGGUGGACACAUCCCUUCGAUAUCUGCAAGAAGCCUUGAAAAAGAACGAGAAGUUGCUCGGAGAAGAUCACAUUCAAACUGCCGUGUGCUAUCAUGCAUUAGCCAUCGUGUUCAACAGUAUGGGUGCAUUCAAACUUUCUUAUCAGCACGAAAAGAAAACAUAUGAUAUUCUUGUAAAACAACUCGGAGAAGAGGAUGCUCGGACAAAGGAGGCUCAGAAUUGGAUGAAAGCAUUUAAGAUGCGCGAGCUGCAGGCCAAUGCACAAAAGCAGAAAGGUGAGAAUCCGAAUUCUGUUUCAGCCCAGAAAGCCAUCGAUAUACUAAAGGCUCAUCCGGAUCUGAUACAAGCAUUUCAAGCCGCAGCUGUGUCCGGAGGCACUGGCAGCUCGGCCAACAAACUAAUGAACAAUGCUGUUCUUGGCGAAGGACUUCCUCGCAGUCACGGACGAGGUGUUGAUGAAAGAGCAGCUCGUGCUGCUGCGGAAGUGAGGAAGAAAGCCGCAGCAAAAGGUCUGACAAUACGGCCACAAGGUGUUCCCGUACCAUCACCGCCUCCCCUCACUCAGCUCAUUAACAUAAUGAGUGCGGGAGAUGCGGCAAACAACAACGAGGUUAUUGAUAAAGGGGUCGAAGAAUCUGCCAACGGCUAUGCUCCUACAAACGCAGUCGAAGAUCUGGAAAAGGAAUAUAUAAAUCAGACACCACCAGCAGGGUUGGGUUUAGGUUUGGCUUCUUUGGACGGCAAGAAGCGAAAAACAAAGGCGAAGGGAUCCUCGUCGUAACAACAACACUGGCCGUGUUUUUGGAUUUUGAAGGAAUUUUUGCAGUUGAGGAGGGUGACUGACCCGAGUGGAAAGACGAAUGGAGUCGGAAAGGGACUAACUGAUUGACUGAGUGGCUGACACAGGUGAAAGAUUAUAAUCUUAUAUCUAUUGGCUAUAUUUAUAAGUUAAUUUUGAAUAAUGUUGGUUAAUUCAUGGUAGAAUAAUUAUGAUUUUAACUAAUUCUCUAUUGAAUGAAUGAGAGAUGAGUGUGGAGCAGAGAAGUGGGUAAUUUGUUUAGGCAAUUUUCUGAAUGUGAGACUACAUUUAUUUGGUUUUCUAAGGCUAUGGGAAUUUUGUUUAUUUAGACAUUA